AUGAGUAUUUACUCGAAGAUUCAGAAGAAGAAGAUAUCGAUAGAAGCUCUAUCCCAAUUACUCGUAGAUGGAUCAACAGAGAUCGAGAAGCAGGUUUCAAAUGUCUAUCCGUAUUUCCAACAGAGGGUUGAUGCAACUGGAAGAAGAGACUUGUCGCCACUCCAGAAAUGUACCGCUGCGAUACGAAUGUUAUUAUAUGGCGUAGCAGCUGAUGCUGUUGAUGAUUAUGUGCGCAUAGACGAGAGCACUACAAUUGAAUGCUUGGAAAAAUUUGUUGAAGGUGUCAUUUCGGUCUUCGAGGAUGAAUACUUGCGAAAACCGAAUCCAAAUGACGUACAACGCCUGCUACAAAUGGCGGAGGGUCGUGGCUUCCCUGGCAUGUUGGGUAGCAUUGACUGCAUGCAUUGGCAAUGGAAAAAUUGUCCAAAGGUGUGGAAAGGUAUGUACAUGAGUGGUUAUCGUGGGGUUGCAACCAUAGUACUUGAGGUUGUAGCAUCUUCAAACCUUUGGAUAUGGCAUGCGUUCUUUGGAUUAUCUGGUUCAAAUAACGAUAUUGUUGGGAAUAAUACACCAUUUUCCCUUGAGAAAAUACCUUUCACAGAGAAAUAA
This is a messenger RNA of Arachis duranensis, 609 nucleotides long. RefSeq lists its product as uncharacterized. Bases 1 to 609 code for a protein of 202 amino acids. The record is from RefSeq and is a predicted model, not a curated record. Lineage: Eukaryota; Viridiplantae; Streptophyta; Magnoliopsida; Fabales; Fabaceae. The transcript has a single exon.